CGGCGUUAGCUGUAAUUGUCGGCUUUGACGUUAUUUGGCAUCUUCCCGUUUGUUUACAGUACGUUUUGGAAACAAUUUUCCCCGCAGAAAAAUGGACGUGCAACCAAAUGGAGAACCCAAAAAAAUAUACCUUAAUAAACCGGUUGAAAAUAAACCCGAAGAAAAGCCGGCCUCCUCUAGAUCAAAGGAAAAUAAAGGCCAACCCGAUUGUGUCCUAAUACCACCGCCAAGACGUCGUCCGCCGCCACCCGAUAAUACGGAUGAAGAGGAGAACAUUACCAAUCAUAAGAAACAACGUUAUUGGAACUCGUUUGAGGAAAUGCAUAUCAUUGAACUGUGGCGUCGCUACAAAGAUGAGGUGACCGAAUUCAACAAAGCUCUUCCGGUGCAUCGUAAAAUUAUGGUUGGUAUGCGUCAAAAGGGUAUGAUAGUUACUGGGCAGGACUGUCGCAGGAAGCUUAAUACACUGAAUAAUAGAUACAAGGCUGAAUUGGAGAGCCAAAAAUUAACAGGAGCUAAGUCAGAAUGGCGCUUAUUUCCUCUGAUACACUGCAUCAAAUCGCCGAAAUUUAAACAAUUCGAUCCCUGGCAUGAGACUUUGGUUACUCGAAAACUACUGGAAAAAAUACCUAAAGUUCCCGAACAGAAACAACCUGCACCAGCAGUACUACGCCAGACUUCAAAUGCCACACACACGCCAACAAACCGACAAAAUCCAAUGACCCCCAACACAGCCCCCAGUCAGUUGGUAGCAUCUAUACCUCUUAAAUCUCUAGCAAGUGGUGUCGGUUCUUUAAUAGCCAUGGACACUUACAACCCCCCAGCGCCAUUACCACCUGCCCGAUCGGCAAACCACAAUCCGGCACAUAGAAAAAAUGUACUCAAAUAUUCGAUACCAGCCAUUCGCAGUAUUACCAAAAAGAAAUUGGAACAAUUGAAAUUGGAAAAUGUCCUGCUGGCCCAGCAACGUGAUGAUGCUUUGAAAAGUUUACGUAUGGCUGAGCGAAAGCAACGCAUGUUUGAAGCGAUUCUACACAGUUUAUUUGUACAAGCCGAAAAGGGUAUUCACGGGGAGAAUUUGGAAAAACUACUGACUAAAUGUUAAGGUCUUUGUUGCUCUCACAAGCAUCUCGGAUUAUAUUUUAGGUUUUUAUUUGUUUAACUUUUGGUAAAGCAGGUGGUAUGCUUUAUGCCAUGUUCCUUAUGUAUCUUUUUGAGAACUUUUUAUUUUUUAUUGGCCUAAUUACAUAUGUAUGUGCGUACAUAUAUAUUUUGGAAAUCUGACCAUAAUAUGUGGCAUCAAAUAAAAUAUUUUAAUGACUAA
Molecule: messenger RNA, 1324 nt
Organism: Musca domestica (house fly)
Lineage: Eukaryota; Metazoa; Arthropoda; Insecta; Diptera; Muscidae
Exons: 3
Coding region: 92-1105 (337 amino acids)
Biological process (GO): positive regulation of DNA-templated transcription
Cellular component (GO): nuclear body
Source: RefSeq, a predicted model, not a curated record